Notothenia coriiceps (black rockcod) is the source of this 1187-nucleotide messenger RNA. RefSeq names its product mitochondrial ribosomal protein S2 (gene mrps2). NCBI's taxonomy places the organism in Eukaryota, Metazoa, Chordata, Actinopteri, Perciformes, Nototheniidae. The coding region runs from base 251 to 811 and encodes 186 amino acids. Gene Ontology annotation, cellular component: ribosome; mitochondrial small ribosomal subunit. Gene Ontology annotation, molecular function: structural constituent of ribosome. The transcript has a single exon. The record is from RefSeq and is a predicted model, not a curated record. Gene Ontology annotation, biological process: translation.
UUAAACCGUGCCACUAGCCCACUUUUUACUAUACUUUGAGAAAAACAAUGGCUUUUAAGAUUAUUUCAGGAAAGCAGAACAAACACCAUUUCACAAUCCCCAAUCUGAGGCAAGAGGAGGAAGCAUUCUACAUCCUAGGGAAAUAAAUAUCUCGUCCAUUAAGCCCACAUAUCAUACUCAGAAACUGUGGCAAUGAAUAGUAUGCAAUAUCAUACAUAGCCUAACUGUAAUUAUUUUUGUUCACAGGCUCAUGGAACCAUACCUGUAUGGCUGCCGAUUGGAACAAGAUAUUAUUGAUCUGGACCAGACCAUGGAGCACCUUCAGCUGGCCCUGAACUUCACCGCACAUUUAGCGUAUCGGGGGGGCAUCAUACUGUUUGUAAGCCGCCAGCGUCAGUUCAGCCAGCUGGUGGAGAGCACUGCUCAGGGAUGUGGGGAGUACGCUCACACCCGUUACUGGCAGGGCGGCCUCCUCACCAACGCCCCGAUCCAGUACGGCCCUGGGGUCCGCCUGCCAGACCUCAUCGUCUUCCUCUCCACUCUCAACAAUGUGUUUCAGCAGCACGUGGCAAUCAGAGAUGCAGCAAAGAUGAACAUUCCUACAAUUGGAGUGGUUGACUCAAACUGCAACCCCAGCCUGUUGACGUACCCCGUGCCCGGCAAUGAUGACACGCCUAUUGCCAUGGAGUUAUACUGUCACUUAUUCAAGAUGAUUAUCAAUCGUGCUAAGGACAAAAGGAAACGCAUGGAGCUACUGCCGUCCGCUGCUUCUCUUAAUACCUCUGAAUUAUUGAAAAAGAAAUCUGAAUAGUGUUUGGGGGGGAAGGCAAGAAUGCUGUCUUAUGUUAAGGGUUGCAACUCAAAAUUCAAAUUAUUUUAAUAAUCGAUUAAUCUGCCACUUCUGGACUAUAAAUUGUGAAAAAUGUCCAUUCCAGUUUCUCAAGAUGUCAUGUUUUGUCAGUCAAUAACCCAAAAGUUUCAGUUUAAUUUGAUAUAACAGAAUAAAGGACAACAUAUACAUAUUUGAAAGGCUGGAAAAAGCUUUUUUGCCAUUUUUGUAAAUUACCUAAGCAAUUAAUCGAUUAUCAGAAUAUUUCUCAGUAGAUUUACUAAGCGUUGCAACUCCACUAAUGUUAAGACUGAAGUUGUGUGUAUAUUAUUAUUAUUAAAGGAAUCUUUUUAUUACG